Humulus lupulus (European hop) is the source of this 1499-nucleotide messenger RNA. RefSeq names its product transcription factor VIP1-like. The record is from RefSeq and is a predicted model, not a curated record. The transcript has 4 exons. Gene Ontology annotation, cellular component: nucleus. Gene Ontology annotation, biological process: regulation of DNA-templated transcription. The coding region runs from base 138 to 1199 and encodes 353 amino acids. Gene Ontology annotation, molecular function: DNA-binding transcription factor activity. Lineage: Eukaryota; Viridiplantae; Streptophyta; Magnoliopsida; Rosales; Cannabaceae.
ACCCUUACUCGUCUCUCCUUACCUUUUCUCUCUCUCUCUCUCUCUCUCUUUUAAACUCUUUCCCAACUUUUUCACUCUCUCUCGCUAGUAUCAUAGCAGAACCACCGCCACCGCCGGAGAAGAUAAGUAAUUUCAGAAUGGAGGCGAAGCUUCCGCCGGCAAAGCCCCCAUCGGCGACGGACAUGGUGAUUGACCAGAUGCCAGACACCCCGAAGCGUGGGUCACAUCACAGGCGAGCUCACUCUGACACCUCCUUCCGCUUCCCAAACCUCGACGACCUACUCCUCUUUGACCCAUCUGACCUCGACCUCAGCGCCUUCCCUUCUCCCUCUCCCUCCCCUUCCCCUUCGCCCUCCCCCACCCCCGCCGCACGUGCCGCCGCCGCUGCCGCUGCCGCCCCCGUGACUUUCGAUUCCUCCGACGAGUCCUGCGGUCCAAUCGGCGCGCCCAGAUCUAGGCCCAGGCCCUCCGGUACCCCAUCCCAUAUUCGGAGCCUGUCUGUGGACUCUGACUUCUUCGAGGGUUUUGGCUUCGGUGGAGACCCGUCGAAAGAGGCGGUUGGGGAGAAGAGGGCUGGCCGUCAUGGCCACAGUAACUCCAUGGAUGGGUUCGGUUCGGCGUCGUUUGAGUCCGACUCGGCUGCUCUUGGUGUUGAUGGUAUUAAGAAGGCUAUGGCUCCUGAUAGACUCGCUGAGCUUGCUCUGAUUGACCCCAAAAGAGCCAAAAGGAUUCUUGCUAAUAGACAAUCUGCCGCGCGGUCUAAAGAGAGGAAGAUUCGCUAUACCAAUGAGCUGGAGAGGAAGGUCCAGACCCUUCAGACUGAAGCCACCACCCUUUCUGCGCAGGUUACAUUGCUCCAGAGGGAUACUACUGGGUUAACUGCUGAGAAUAAGGAGCUCAAAAUGCGGUUACAGGCUAUGGAGCAACAAGCACAACUCAGAGAGGCUCUGAAUGAAAAAUUGAGGGAAGAAGUUCAGCGCCUCAAGAUAGCAACCGGGCAAGUUCCCUCUAUCAAUGGCAAUAUGUUCAACCGAGGACUCGCUCCCCAAUUCGCCUCCCACCAGCCUGGCAUGCAUAACUUUGGUAGCCACCAGACUCAGCAACAACAGCUUCACAUGCCUCAGUCAUCCAACAAUAACCAGAAUCACAAUAAUGGGCAGCCUCAACUUAGCUUCUUGGACUACAAUCGAAGGGUGUAGAAUCAAUUAUUAACCCAAAAAACUUUGUGUGGCGCUAUCAACAGGAUAACUCAUUUCAGAUAGCUUCUGUACAUAUAGUUAAGUAUGUAUGUACUCUGCAGGUAUGUAUAAGUUGUUGUGAUGACUGAUUUUGCUAAGAUCAGUCCCUUAUAUCAGUUCUUUAUAGGUAUGGCUAUAUCAGCAAUCAUUAUUAUUUCUAGGAUAGGAAUUUACUCAGAAUGUUGUUGUAAAGCAAAACUCUCUUUGUUGGACCAAUUAUGGGCAACUGGUUAUUAUCAUUUAUAAUGUUUACAACUACAA